This is a messenger RNA of Miscanthus lutarioriparius, 1656 nucleotides long. Lineage: Eukaryota; Viridiplantae; Streptophyta; Magnoliopsida; Poales; Poaceae. The record is from the annotation of a GenBank genome assembly.
AUGAGAGGAGCCGUCUUCCUGGCGCUCCUGGCCGCCGCUGCCGCCGCCGUCUUCGGCGGCGCGGCGGCGGCGGCUUCCGAGGGCCGGCCGACGGCGGCGGUGGAGGUGGACCCGUCGUGGCGGUUCCCGAGCCGGCGCCUGCGGGACGCGUACGUCGCGCUGCAGACGUGGAAGCGGCAGGCCAUCUUCUCCGACCCCUACAACCUCACCGCCGACUGGGUCGGCCCGGGGGUCUGCAACUACACGGGCGUCUACUGCGCGCCGCUCCCCUCCGCCUCCGGCCCCGACCGCCGCGGCGCGCUCGCCGUCGCCGGGGUCGACCUCAACCACGGCGACAUCGCGGGGUUCCUCCCGCCCGAGCUCGGCCUCCUCGCCGACCUCGCCCUGCUCCACCUCAACUCCAACCGCUUCUGCGGCGUCCUCCCGCACGCGCUCCGCCGCCUCCGCCUCCUCCACGAGCUCGAUCUCAGCAACAACCGCUUCGUCGGCCCGUUCCCGGACGUCGUGCUCGACCUCCCGGCGCUCCGCUUCCUCGACCUCCGGUUCAACGACUUCGAGGGCGCCGUGCCGGCCCGCCUCUUCGACCGCCCGCUCGACGCCAUCUUCCUCAACCACAACCGCCUCCGCUUCCAGCUCCCCGACAACUUCGGCAACUCGCCGGCGUCCGUCGUCGUCCUCGCGCACAACACAUUCGGCGGAUGCCUCCCGGCGAGCGUCGCCAACAUGUCCGGGACGCUUAACGAGAUCCUGCUCAUCAACAACGGCCUCACCUCCUGCUUCCCGCCGGAGAUCGGCCUGCUGCGGGAGCUCACCGUGCUCGACGUCAGCUUCAACCAGCUUGCCGGCCCGCUGCCGCCGGAGCUCACACUGAUGAGGAAGCUCGAGCAGCUGGACGUCGCGCACAACCAGCUCACCGGCGCGAUACCGCCGGGGAUAUGCGACCUGCCGCGCCUCAAGAACUUCACGUUCGCCUACAACUUCUUCACGGGCGAGCCGCCGGCGUGCGCGCGCGUCGUGCCGCGCGACAGCGACCGGAGCAACUGCCUGCCCAACCGCCCCGCGCAGCGGACGCCGCAGCAGUGCGCCGCGUUCUACGCCCGCCCACCUGUCAACUGCGCCGCGUUCCACUGCAAGCCGUUCGUCCCGCCAAUGCCGCCGCCGCGGCUCCCAUCACCGCCCCCGCCAAUGCUCCCAUCACCGCCCCCGCCAAUGCUCCCAUCACCGCCCCCGCCGAUGCUUCCACCACCACCCCCGCCUUCGCCACCUCCACCAUCACCGCCGCCGCCGUCUCCACCUCCGCCACUUCCGUCUCCUCCGCCGCCAUCACCACCGCUGCCCUCACCACCGCCACCUCCACUGCUGCCGUCACCACCACCACCAUCACCACUGCUGCAUUCCCCACCUCCACCAUCCUCGCUCCCUCCCGCGCCAGUCGACCACCCGCCACCACAGUGCCCACUAUGCCCCGUUCUGCCGCCACCGCUGCCCUGCACUCCAACGCAUCCAUGGCCUCCGCCACCACCAUAUUACCCCGGUCCAUUGCCACCCACAUACCCUGUCCGAUAUGCAUCACCUCCUCCCCCACAGCAGCACCAUCCAUAUCCAUCAGUAUACCCAUAUCAUUAUGGAUCGCCGCCACCCCCUCCGCUGCAUUGA